AAUAGUUAGGUAUUUCAAGCUCAAUUUCGAUAGCUAAGUUUUUCAUUUUUCAUCCGGUCAUAUUUGAUGUUUGAAUCGAACAUUUUAACAUUGUUUUCAUUUUUGUUUUAUCUCGACCAAUAAUGUCAAUGUUUCUGUUUUUGUUAUUAUUGUUAUCUGUCUUAUUUAUGCCAUCAAACUGUGCUGAUGAUAUAUCCGAUAAUACCGACGAUGGAAUGUUUGAAAAUUUUGUUGAAGGUUAUGUUAAAGAUUUUUUCAACAAAGAACUUGAUACAACGCGACAACAAAAUUUAACCGAUUGUAUGACAAGAUUAUUAUGUGAAAAUAUAUGUCAACGAACAGUUAAAGGAGAGAUCAAAGGUGAACCAAUGAUAAAUUCAGUAGAGAUGCUUGGCACGACCGAAAAAGAUCCAAUGGGUUAUUUUUUUAGCGGUGGUGAUCGUGGCUAUGAAUUUGGUCGAAAUAAUCAAUGUCAUCAAUGUGCUGUUAGAUAUUCGAAUUGUCCUUCCAAUCAAUAUGAUCAAACUCGUACAAUGAGUGAUAAAUAUGAAAAAGAUAUGGUUAAAGUUGCCGAAUCAUCCAUUGAUUUUGAUAAAAAUGAUCCAUUAUCUAUUGAGCUUUGAUUAUAUAAUUAAUGUCAUUAAUUUAACCCGAAAAAACAAACAC
Messenger RNA from Dermatophagoides pteronyssinus (European house dust mite), 666 nucleotides. RefSeq lists its product as uncharacterized. NCBI's taxonomy places the organism in Eukaryota, Metazoa, Arthropoda, Arachnida, Sarcoptiformes, Pyroglyphidae. The record is from RefSeq and is a predicted model, not a curated record.